UUGAGCUAUUUGGAAGUUGCUGUGCAGAUGGAGCUAAGCAGGAGGAAGGUGCCUCUGUAUGGUGAGGCGAAGGUAUUCGCAUUACUGGAGGGUUUAGACUUGAUGCCAGAGGAUGCUGAGGUCUAUGUUGUUUUAGAGGGAUCCACACUGGUCCAUAUAACCAGGGCUCAGAGUGAUGUCAUGCUCUGCUUUAUUGUACCUGGGCAUAACCUGGCCGAGGUGGUCUCUGUCCAGGCCUACCUGUGCUCUAAAACCAUGCCUCUUACAUGGGUGGGCAGGUCUUCUUUAGAGUAUGUAACUGACGAUGCUCAGGACCUGGCAGAGCACCUGGUAAUCCAUGGACAUUGUCUGAGCUCCACCGAUCACAAGGAGCUGAGUAGUCUCUUUAGUCUGGGCCAGGAGAGCUCUCGCUUGGCUAUGGAUCGUAGAGUGGCUCUGGCCAUGGCCAACUUGGAUAUCCCCCCGAACUGGAAUGUACUUGGGAGCCACAGAGGAGACAAGCGCAGUCCCAGAGAGUCUCCCCUCCACCUGGCUGUGCGAUGGGGUCUGUAUCAUCUUGCAGAGCUGUUGCUUUGCCAGCCGGGGGGUUUGAUGGCUGUCAAUCUGCCAAACGAAGAGGGAAUAACACCACUGCAGCUGGCAGAGACGGCAGGCAACACUGAGCUGCUGGAGCUGCUCACACACCCCCCCAACCCUCUGGCCACACCUCCAGCAGGUCUGUCCCAGGUUUGGGCAGACCGCUCCCGAUUGCUGAGGUUUUGUCACGACACGGGGAACAUGACUCUGACCGUCCGGCAAAACCUGCGAUGGAGCUCAGAGGAGAGCCGGCACGCUGACAUCAUCCUUCUCAGAAACAGACUCAGAGACGAAGACUUCCUGAGAGAGAUCAAAGCACUCAGACGAGAAAGGGCAAAAACAAUCUUGGAAAAAGAAGAACUAGUGGAUGAUCCUGCAGACAGUGCACUGUUUCCUGACCUAAAUGGAGAAAACCCCGCAGAAGAAAAUGUUCCCAAUUUCUUCACUGAGGACUACGAGGAGCAGCUGGUGUUUUGCUUGAAUGAGGAGGACGAAGAGGACAACCAAACGCAGCCCCAUUCUGAGAAAAGCCAGCCCAUCAGGGAGAGCCAGGCCUCGUCCCCGACGCUGGCCGCCGCUGCCAGGCUUUCGGCCAUGAUACACGGCAAAGACCAAGUGUUUGCCAACGCCAUGCUGGUCGACCAGGUAGAUGACGCCGACAUUAAGUACCGCUCUCCAGGGGAGGAGGAGGUCAGUCCUGUGUCCCAUGUUGACAUUCCCUGCUGGGAUUCCUUCUCAUCGACCCCCCUUGAGUCAAGGAGCUGCUCUCAGAAACAUUACCCGUCCUCACCACAUCACGGGUUGAGAGGAAGCCGAGGCCCUGGCAUGGACAAUAACAGGGAGCCAUCCCCUUGCGUCUCUCCCCCGUCUCCCUUUGCUUCCUCCACGUCCUUUCCUUCCUCUCCCCUGGCUUCCGCCCUCCGUUUGUUUGAGGGAGCACAGAGGCGUCAGGCGCAGACAUGCCCUCCAGUCUCUCCUGCUUCGAAUCACAGAGUAUGCAGCCUGGCAGAUGCAAGCCGAGGCCUGAGCCCCAGUUUGGAGUGUGACAGUGGAGAGGAAGACAUACUGGGGCACUCCUACCCUUGCUCCUCUUUAAAGCAGAGGUCCAUUUUGCGAUCCAGCUCAGGAGAGGAAAGGGACUCCUUUGACACCUCACCUGACUUUAACCGCUCAAACUCGGACAGCACGCACAAAACUAACAAGAGUUCUGGGGACGCUGAAGUGCGCCUGCGUUCCUAUUCCUACUCCUCUCCUAAAGUGAAGCCGUCACGGCCUCUGCUAAACCGAGACACAGCAAUCACAGACCUGGAAGAAGAACAGAGAGCAUUCAACUUGGCCGAGACUUCCAGAGAAAAAAGGAUUUUGGGUUUCCGUAAGCGGGCCCAGUCUGCAGAGGAGGAGAGCAGCGCAUCACUCCAACACCUCACCCUCACAGAGUUCCUCAAAGAAAUCGAGGAUGAGGAGUGGGACAAAUACAUAAUCCCAUCUAAAGUCGAGUCAGAGAAGUACAAAGUGAGCCGGACUUUCAGCUUCCUGAAGAGCAGGAUGUCCAGCACCCGCAGCAAGACCAAGGUGAAGGGGAAAGAGGUAAAAGAGGCGAAGGAGAAGUCGGGAUCCACUAAUGGACACCAAUUUGUUCCUGUGACUCCAUCUGGUCCAGCUCUCUGUGUGGCCUGUGAUAAGUCUGUUUCUGGGAAAGAGCUGUUACAGUGCUCCAACUGCUCCCUUAAUGUCCAUAAAAACUGCAGAGAGUCUGUUGCAGCCUGUGGAAAGAAACAGCAGGAGAGGAAUGCUUCGCUGCUGAAAAGCAAGACUAUGUCUCUCCCACAGAACUCAUCAAAGGAGAACUCCUCAGCGUCCAUGCUCUCUACACUUUCCUCUUCCUCCUCCUCCUCAGUUACAGCAGUGACCAAAGAAAAAAGAGAUACAGGCAGCACUUUUCCCAAAAGCCACUCCAUCUCUACAGACAGCAGAGGGCUGAGUGACGCGUCAGGGGUGGACAGUGAGAGCGCCCUGACGGCUUGUACUAACAGCUCACUGUCUGAGGAGGGAGCACCUGGCACAACAACUCCCCCAUCCACCGACCUGCCAAUCAGCACACAGGACGCUGUUGAUGCUCCUCUUCUGAGCGACCUGUCAGCUGACCUGCUGGGGCUUGAAGCCGAAUCAUGGAGCCUUGUAGUCAGCAAAGAGUUUUGCAGGAAACUCGACAGGCGUACCAUCAAACGGCAGGAUGUCAUUUAUGAGCUGAUGCAGACCGAGCUGCACCACAUCCAGACCCUGACGGUCAUGUCCGAGGUGUUCAGGAGAGGCAUGCUGGAGGAGCUGCAGCUGGACUGGGACUGCGUUGCCCGCAUCUUCCCUUGCCUGGAUCCCCUCCUGCAUUUCCACAGGAACCUCUUCCGAGCGCUCCAGGAGCGCCGGCAGGCCACGGCGCAGACGGACAAUCCGCGGAAUUACCUCAUCGAUAAGAUUGGAGAUAUCCUGCUCCAGCAGUUCUCAGAUGAAAACGCAGAGAAGAUGAAGCAGGUGUACGGAGAGUUCUGCAGUCACCAUAUGGAAGCUGUUAAUGUCUUUAAAGAGCUGCAGCAGCAGAACAAGAAAUUCCAAAACUUUGUCAGACAACAGAGCAGUAACUCGCUGGUCAGACGAAGAGGGGUGCCAGAAUUUAUCUUGCUGGUCACUCAGCGCAUCACCAAGUACCCAGUGCUGCUGGAGAGGAUAUUACAGUACACUCAGGACGGAACUCAGGAACACUUGGACUUGUCAAGUGCUUUGUUCCAGAUCCGGGAUGUCAUCACAGCAGUGGACCUGACCGUUAGCAAGUACGAGAGACGUCAGGAGUUGCAGGAGGUGCUCGUCCGGCUCGAAACCAAGAGUUUUGCCAAACUGAAAAACGACAAGGUGUUUCGCAAGCAGGAUCUGCACAGCAAACACAGGGAUCUGCAGUACAAAGGCCUGGUCUACUGGAAGACUGCCACUGGACGCCUGAAAGACACUUUGGCUAUUUUACUCACGGACGUUCUGGUUUUCCUGCAAGAGAAAGACCAGCGCUUUGUUUUUGCUUCUGUGGACCAGAAGCCUCCAGUAAUCCCACUGCAGAAGCUCAUCGUUCGAGAGGUAGCCAACGAGGAGAGAGGAAUGUUUCUUAUCUCGGCCUCCUCAGUGGGCCCAGAGAUGUACGAAGUUCACACCUCCUCCAGAGAAGAGAGGAAUGCCUGGAUGAGGCACAUCCGACUGGCUGUGGAGAGUUGUCCGGAGGAAGAAGAGGAGGAGGAGCGCAGUGCUGAGACAGAAGAAGCCAGACAAGCCGCAGAAGUGAGAGUUCAGAAGAUCAACAAGUUCCAGGAAACACUGUUUGGUCAGGACCAACGGAUCUGCCACAGUUUGGAGGAGAAGUUGCAGCUAUACGCUGAACUCUCGGAACUGGCUCUCCAUUCGCCAGAGGCUGUGCCACAUCGCCAUCUGCUGGUGCAACCGGCUCAGUACACUGACGUUGAGACGCCACGUCAGGCUUUGCCGUUGCUCACGGCGGCUCUCAGAGAAGCGGAGAACCUGAAUGCCCUUCUUCAGGCUCCCGAUGGCUUUUCUGCACAAAGUAAGAGUUCUCCUGUCCGAGGGCCCGAGAGCUGCAGCUACAACAGCCACGGCAGCAGCAUUCACGAGUCCCCCUCUGAGCCGGAUUAUCUGAGCACACUGAGUAUGAGCUCCACCUCUUUUGGAUCAGACUGUGAGUUGGCAGGAUUGGAUAAUGUUUCCUGGAGCUCAGCUGUUGAGCUCAAAAAGGGAGACACCAAAGGGACGUUGUUAAAGGUGGCAGAGAGUGUCCAGAGCCUCACUCAGCUUCUCUAUAGUCUGCAGGCAGCCGUGACCCUCCAGGACAGCUCCUAUGAAGUCCACAAGCUCCUUCUCCAAGAGGGAGAAAGACCUCAGCUUCGAACCAUCACCUCUCUCCAAAGCAGCCUGGAACAGGAGAAGCAAAGGUGCACUGACAAAGUCAAAGAGGAAAAGAGGAGUUUAGAGAGGAAGAAAGAAGAGGAUGAGGUGCAGAAACUCCAUGCAAAGCUGAGACAAGAGCAGCAACGCUGGGACAAAGAGUGUGUGGCCAGAGAGAAACAGCAGAGUGAGCAGGAGAACGUUCUGGAGCAGCGAGAGCAGCAGUGUCUCCUGGCGGCCGAGCGACUUCGCUGCGAGCGUGUGGAGCUGGAGACCCAGAUGCUGGAGUAUCGGCAAAACCUGGAUCGACUGAGGGAAGGCCAAAGGACUGUCGACAGGGAGAGGGAGAAGAUAGAGGCCCAGCAGAGGCUGCUUCAGAGCUGGAGACAUAGCCGGCAGAGCAGCCUACCGGUCACAAUUCCACUGGACAGACACAAGGCGUCGGCUCACAGCCGCUCGGGCAGCUUGGACGGUAACUGUUCAGUGUUCGGAAACGAGGCGCCUCUGCUCACCUCCCUGCAACAGAACCACCUCCACCAGCCAAUUCACACCAACAACCAGCACCAACAUGCACUCUCCAUGCAGAAAAAGAACCGCGAGGACCCGGUGAACAGCUCCAGCUACACUGCUAACCCCAGCCUCAGCGCCACCCUGUACAACAGCCUCAACACCCUGCUGAGUCAGACGCACAGCAAACAGCCCCUGGAUGCUCUGACUUAUCCAAACUACACCAACAGCCACACCUGCUCGCGACCUCUGGACCCCUUCCACCCAUUCAGCAGCCGAGUCGCCACACAGCAGCAAAGGACCAACAACACAGACCAGACGCAGGACACCCAGUCUCCUGGUUCCUGGAGGGAUGUCAGCGAGUGUUGCUCUGACACUGGUUCACCAGCACCGAAACUAAACAUCACUCAUGCUAACAGCGAUGAGCAAAGCCUUGUGGUGAGCUGGCUGGUGAACCACGCCGCCUCAUCAAGUGACAUUUAUGAAAUCCAGAUCAGCCGCACUGAGGAGCACACUGUUAUUUAUGAGAGAAAUGUGAGUGUAUAUGCUGGAGAUUCCGCUGAAAACACAUGGACAUGGACCUCAGAUCUCCCUCUGGAGUGUGUAGAUCACUCUGUUCGGAUACGUGUUUUUUGUAAUCAUUCUGCUUCAAGCCCUUGGAGCAGCUGGAUGACCAGCUAUGGAGUCAAAGCAAAGGAUAAAACAAAAAUUUUUCCUUUCCAACGGGUGCUGAGGGAGGGUUCUACAGCCCUGUUCUGCUGCGUUCCCCCUGCAGGAGUUAAUAUCACGAGCAUUGCUUUCAAGAACAGAAUAGUCCCACAUAUGAACAUCGGGGUCGGUGUCAAGGCUAUUACCGUCCACAACCUGCCGAUGCCAACCAGACGCAUAAAAGCUCUCUUACUCACUUGCACUGAUACAACAGGGAAGCCCAGUUAUGUGUGGAACUAUAUCAGCUUUCCUCCACAGAAGCCCAGAAACCUCUCUUGUGCAACCUCAGACAUGAUAACAGUCACUUGCACUUGGGAUUCAAGCAAGAAACAAGACCCAAAUAAUCACAGCAAGCAAACACAGACUCUCCUCAUAAGGAACUCCAACCAGGCUCCCAUCAGCUGUGAGCCAUCAUCUUGUAGUUUCCCAGUCCUGCCACAGCUGCAAGAAUACCACAUCUGGGUGCUGGUCAAGAACAAGCUGGGAGAGGAAACGGAAAGUUACAGCUUUAACAUCUCUGACAGAGUGUUUCCUGUGUUGGAGUGGGAAAGAGUGAUCCCUGGUGUGACGAAUGUCAGCUUAUCCUGGAGUGUAAAGGGGAAAUCGAUGCAAAUGAACCUCCUCUGUCAGGUUUCUACUGUUCCAGAGAGCACUGCGGAGCUGGGGUGCAACGGUCUGUGCAAAGUCAGGCUGGAUAAUCUACAGCCAAACACACGUUACUCAACCAGAGUGCGCUGUUCUGUGAACGGCAGGCUCUGGGGAAAAUGGACACAGCCAGUUUCUUACACAACAUAUCCACUGGUGACCUUGGACUUAUGGAGGAGAAUUAAGAUGUCUGACUCCCACAUUCGUCAUGUUACUCUGUUGUGGAACGCACAUGUCGCUGGUAGAGCCGAAACAGUGAACGUCAAAGGCUACUCGAUUCAGUGGUCACAGGGAGGCCAGAUCUGGACCGACCUGAAGGCGAGUGGACAAAGCCAAGCACAAGUUUCCAUCGGUCCAGCAAAGUGCAGCUUCACCGUCCAAGCUGUUCUCGAAGUUGGCUCCUCCAUCCCCGAAUUUAUUACCAUUCCUCCACAGGACCAGUCAGAAACCCACCCAUUAAAAAGGCGGCUGAGCACCACCACCGCUGGUUUUUUCAGUCUGUCUUGGGAUGCUCAGAUAAUUGUCACCUGUGGCUAUACGGUGGAAUGGUGCAGGAUGGGAAGUGUGGUACCCUGUGAUCUGCAGUGGAAGAAGGUAUCCAAUGAAACCACCACUUUGGAUUUGCCAACUGAGCAUUUCACCGCAGGUAGAAGGUAUGCGUUUAAUAUCUACGGAUGCACAACAAACGGACACAGACUUCUGGAGAUACAGACGGGAUACUCAGAAGAGAUCAGAUCAGUACAGCCCCCGAAUCUGGUGGAGCCGGUUCACAGCACGUCUUCCUCUGUGACUCUGGGGUGGUCUUACAAUGAAGAUGAUCCGGCUCAGCCGGCAUUCAUCACAGGUUACCUGGUUACGGUUCAGGAAGCGGAAUCUGAGAUCCUGCCAGGACAAGCUGCAAAUCUGUUCAACGUUACCGUCACAGACCCCCGGCAGAAGUCCGUGACUAUCGAAGGCCUGCACGAGAACAAAGAGUACACGCUCUACGUGAGCGCUCUGACCAGUGUGGGGCCUGGACUAGCUGCCACUGUCAUCAUCAGGACCAGAAUGAGCUACUCCGCCCACCUGGCAAAGAUCCUGACUCCGAUCUUGUUACUUCUGGGCUGUGCGAUUCUCCUGUGGCCCCAACGCAAAAUGCUGAAGAGCGGGCUCAGGGAGAUAUUUGCUUAUCCAGAUGGUAUGAACAUUAAAGUGCCUGAGUAUGACAGCAUCCUCUGUGAGACGGUUGAGAAGCUGCGCUCUCAGAUCGUGGAGGAAUGCAUCAGCUGUGACAUCGAGGUCUUAAAUAUCAGACCUCUGCUCGACGAAGCGGCCUCAGUGAGAGAUGCCCAGCUCACAAACACGCCGUGCUCCCCUUGUUCCGCUUCUUCCAUUUCGUCCACGUCAGCGUGCCGCGUGCCCCUCCGCAGAGACUACCAUCCACAGUCGGCCAUUCUGCCCCCGGACAAAAGCCCCGCCCAGCACACCUGCAUCACGAACAACAGCUACUUAAGAAGCGUGGUUGGGAAUCCCUCUGAGCCACAACCGCCCACCCUCAGCGUCAUUAACUCCAGCCUCCAGCCGUCCGACUGUUUGCAGGACGCAGGUGUGGUCAUUUACGGUCAUAUCUCCGAUGAGGCAUAACUUCUGCCCCAAAGGCCACAUCAUGCUGUUUUUCUAUUUCUAUUCCAGCACUAUUCUGGAAAUGCUCAAAUAAUUGACAUGUUGGGCAUCUGUUUUCUAACCUACAUUUAGAAUUUAGGAAUAAUUCAAAUCUUGCUCAUGUGCAAGUGUUUGGAUUUUAGAGGGCUACUUUUAAAUGUUUUAUAGAUCUGUAUUAUAUUGUAUGUUGCGUAAGUUUGAUUGUAAUAGUAAAUGAAAAAGUGAUUGAAAUGGCAGAAGUGAAUUUCUGCAAUAAGAUAAACCAUAAAGGAACUGGAAAGUAUGU
Menidia menidia (Atlantic silverside) is the source of this 8299-nucleotide messenger RNA. The record is from the annotation of a GenBank genome assembly. NCBI's taxonomy places the organism in Eukaryota, Metazoa, Chordata, Actinopteri, Atheriniformes, Atherinopsidae.